This is a messenger RNA of Pisolithus orientalis, 1292 nucleotides long. RefSeq lists its product as uncharacterized. Lineage: Eukaryota; Fungi; Basidiomycota; Agaricomycetes; Boletales; Pisolithaceae. The record is from RefSeq and is a predicted model, not a curated record. The coding region runs from base 18 to 1265 and encodes 415 amino acids. The transcript has 4 exons.
UGCCCGACCAGUCCAUCAUGUCCCCCACCACCACUCAGCCGUCUGUGACCAAACGUAGGUCCGCUGCAAAGCGUCACAUCGUCUCGUCGACGGACGAGGAGGCAGAUGAUACGCGCUUCCAGCCGUCCACAGGCAAGCGUGCUCGCACAGCCGAAACCGACGACUCACAGGUGGACAUCGUUGACACCCCAACGGAGGAAAGUCGUUUCCUUCCCGAUGGCACAUCCCCUUUAUCACAUCCCACUCGGCCCAAGAAGAACACGAAAAAAUCUGCACCCAAACCGAAACAACACGUUGUGCACUCAGACGACGACGGCGACUUCGGUGCUGAUGCGAAUAUCGAGGAUAAUCCGGUCGACAUCGAUUUUCUGUCCUCAGACUUAGAUGACGAUAACCUCGAGGUCGAUUCUACAUCUAAACGCGGCAGAACGAAGGCAACCUCCUCGAAGAACACAGCUGCAAAGGGCAAGCUGGGGCCACCGAAGAGCGCAAAGGGCAAGACCCACAAAGAGAAAGAGAUUUUCAUCAAGGAUGAACGUAAAUUGCUUGCUCUUCCGUCCUCCACACCCAGGGCAUCUACCGCCACAACUCACACUGAAACAACUACUCAAGAAGAACCGGCCUCCGUCGUACCUUCGGCUUCCUCUAAAUCCGUGCCAGAUACUACCGCAACCCAAGGCGCCACCGAAAAAGACGCUGCAAACCCACCCGUCCCGAAGAGACGCAAGCUCCCGACCAUAACCAAGACAAGACAGCCAGGUGCUGUUGGAACCACCCCCACGCCUAGCAAUCCCACCACUACAACCAAGCCAUCUGGUCCUCUCCCCCCGUCAACCGGUGAUUCGGUGAAGCCCCCAUUACCAAGCAUUCAGCAACGAAAGACAGCUCUUUCGGGGACGCAGGACUUUGACCUACGUCAACCUAACAUUUAUGCGGAAUUGUUCAAACCAGGUGGGGCCAGCGCGCCUGGGUCAAGUUUGACUCGACGAGAGAAGGAAGAAGAGCGACGAAAAGAGUUAAACCGGAUGAGGGACGAAGCACGAGCCAAGCGUGCAGAAGAAGCGAAAAUCACUUUCGAUCUCCAAGCACAGGCAGAGAAGAUUGCGCGCUUUGAACGCCGGCUGCGUGGGGAAAAUAGCAGCGCUCUCCAUCCAAACUUUCUCGCUGCCAAAUUCAGGGACGAAUGGGAGAUGGAGAGACGUCGACGGCGAGACGAUCGAGGGACGUCUAGAGAUGAGGGAGACACUCACUCCGUUGCUCAUUGAUUUUUUUGUACAGUCAUGGAUUAGCGU